This is a messenger RNA of Lottia gigantea (owl limpet), 450 nucleotides long. RefSeq lists its product as hypothetical. The record is from RefSeq and is a predicted model, not a curated record. The transcript has 2 exons. The coding region runs from base 1 to 450 and encodes 149 amino acids. Lineage: Eukaryota; Metazoa; Mollusca; Gastropoda; Lottiidae.
AUGACAGAAACUAAGAAACACGUAGGAACAUCCACACAACCCCGCACCUUCAAGAAGUUAUCUCGACUAAAACUUGCGCCAAGAAAAGUUCAAGCUGCUACAAUUCAAGAUGGCGAAUCCUCGAUUGAAGUGAGAAGUAUACUUUCAACAAGCAGAAGUAAUAUGACGUCAUCCUCAUCUGGAUCCAUGAUUGGCGCAGUUCGAAAACGUCACAAGAGUGAGAUGACGUCAGAAUCUAUAUCAUGUCGUGUUACGUCAGAGCAGCAGCUUGGUGAAACGUCAGAAAAAUCUGUGACGUAUGAUUCUAAUAAUUACAAGAAAACACCGAGGUAUUUCAUACCUAAACUGUUCGAGAUUUGGGCUCCUCAGUUGUGUCCAUCUUACCGAGCCAAUGUGAAAAAUGAAAUGGAAGGAGUUUUACGUCCUACUUUUCUGCACCAUGUGGGCUAA